AUGCUCUCCCAAGCCCCCCAACCCCCCAAAACAACCUCACCCACCCGCUCCUUCCCCAAAUCCUACCCAACCCUCGACGAAAUCCUCUCAGACUUCAGCGACGACAACGAAGAGCUCGACUUCCUCUCCACCGCGCACGAACUCCACCGGCGCAUAAACCAGGCGCUCGACAGGUGCUCUCGAAUCUCCGCCUCCGCACAAGAAGCUCUCUCCAGCGCUCGCCGCCCGUUCUCCGUCGAGACGACCCUGUUGGAGAGACGCCUGCUGUUGCGAGCCGCUCAGCCCAGGGUGUCCUUCGCGGGAGAUAUACACGAAGAUAAAGAAUCUUAUCGUCUGCGCGAGUGCAAACGCACGGACCUUGUCGCUAGCGCUUGGGGCAAGGAAGUGAAUGAAACCGCGUACGCUCCACGGGGUCGAAGAGCCCGGCUGUCGAGGGCGAAGCUUGAAGCGCAUUAUCCCCUUCCACCGGAUAAGUCUCUGCAUUUUAGGAUUUGGCUUGAGACGUUUCCUGAGGAUCCGAGCUUUCGAGCACCGACUGGGCCUGAGUACCACCACCACCGCUACCACCACCCACCGCAGAAGCACCACCACCCACCGCAGAAGCACCACCACCCACCGCAGAAGCAGCGUACCGACACCACCCUCCCCCUCCCACCCCACCAAAACCAAAACCAAACCCAAACCCAAACCAGAUCUCUCAAACGACAAUCCUUCACCUCAGCCUACGAGGACUGGAUUGUUCGAAGAGAUCCCAAGGGUCCGAGAUUGGGACCGGUGAGGAAGGAGGAGAAUCCGGAGGGGGAGAUGGUAAAAUCUUUGUUUGGGUAG
Molecule: messenger RNA, 828 nt
Organism: Zasmidium cellare ATCC 36951
Lineage: Eukaryota; Fungi; Ascomycota; Dothideomycetes; Mycosphaerellales; Mycosphaerellaceae
Exons: 2
Coding region: 1-828 (275 amino acids)
Source: RefSeq, a predicted model, not a curated record